Molecule: messenger RNA, 1893 nt
Organism: Saitoella complicata NRRL Y-17804
Lineage: Eukaryota; Fungi; Ascomycota; Saitoellomycetes; Saitoellales; Saitoellaceae
Product: ABC transporter
Exons: 6
Coding region: 1-1893 (630 amino acids)
Cellular component (GO): membrane
Molecular function (GO): ATP hydrolysis activity; ABC-type transporter activity; ATP binding
Source: RefSeq, a predicted model, not a curated record
AUGCAAUCCCCCGCCGUGACUGAGGGCCACUGCACGGCUGAGAAGGGUGGGAUGCAGGCGUACGUUGCACACCAAACUGUCAAUUCUUUCGUUUGGGACAAUGUGUCCUAUAAUGUAAAGGACAAGUUGAUCCUCGACAACAUCUCUGGCUGCGUGAAGCGUGGUGACCUGAUGGCGAUUAUGGGUCCUUCGGGAUGCGGCAAGACCUCUUUGCUCAAUAUCUUGUCAGCCCGAGUCAAAGGUUCCUCCGUAUCGGGUGAGGUGUUCGCAGAUUCAACGACCAAGCCUGUCUGCCGCUUUGUUGAACAGGAGGACAACCUUAUCGGCGUCUUGACUGUCCGCGAAACCCUUAUGUUUGCAGCGAAGCUCGACCUUCCAAAGUCCGUAACACGCAAGGAGAGGGAGGAGCUGGUGGAUGGCUUGAUAAAGAUCUUCGGCUUGGAGGAUGUCCGCAACGUCAAGAUUGGUACGGCUAUACAAAAAGGUAUCAGUGGAGGUCAGAAGAGGAGAGUGUCGAUUGCAAGCCAGUUGAUCAGUUUGCCUCCUGUUGUCUUCCUGGUGUUAGACGAGCCGACCUCUGGCCUUGAUUCCGAAGCUGCCUUCUGUGUCAUGCGUGACAUGCGCAAAAUGGCUCAACAAUUCAACAUGAUCAUCAUCGCGACCGUCCAUCAGCCCUCCACCGUGGUCUUCAACCUGUUCGAUGACUUGCUUCUCCUGUCGAAAGGGAAGACGGUAUACUGCGGGAAGCGCGAAGAGUCUGAAGACUUCUUUGCCGCUCAUGAUGUCGUGAUCGCCGUACACGCAAACCUCGCUGAGGUCUACCUCUCCGUCAUCGACACCGACUUCGCGGUCGACAAAGGCGCAGCAGAGCGUCGCCUGAACAACCUCACAAACAGCUGGAAGGGUUACGUCAACUCACUCAGCAUUCCGUCAAGUACGAAGGAUGACACCACCCUCAUCGUCCAUUCAGUUUCCUCGCCGAGUACUCCGACCGAGGCUAAUGAUUCGGAAGUGGUGCCCACCCGUCGCGGACCCUCCUUUCUGUAUAUCCUCUGGGUCCUCUGUCAUCGCUCAACCCUCAACGCAAUGAGGAACAUGCUGGCAUACUGGCUUCGCGUUGUCAUGUACAUGGCUCUCGGCGUAGUGAUGGGCACAACCUUCUUCCACCCACCCCUCACGCAAGAACGUUUCCCGGAUCGCUACCACGCGAUGUACUUCGGGAUGUGUUUCGCUUCCUUCAUGUCCGUCGCUGGUGUACCCGCCUUUCUCGAGGAGAGAGCCGUUUUUUGUCGUGAGCGUGCAAAUGGCCAGUAUGGUGUCCUGCACUUCAGUGUUGCUAAUGCCCUCGUGUCUUCUCCUUUCGUGCUGCUCGUUAUCUUGGGAUACACCCUGGUGAUGUACUGGGGCGUUCAACUCAAGGAAACCGCCUCCGGCUUCCUCAUCUUCCUCCUGUUCAACUGGCUCAACUUCCUCGCAGCCGAAGCACAAGUCGUCUUUGUGUCAUCCAUGAUGCCGAACUUCGUCAUCGCGCUCACUCAAGUCGCCUUCUUAAACGGUCUUUGGAUGGUAUUGGCGGGAUUGGUGAGUCGCCCAUUAUUGCCCAAGUUUUGGAAGUACACCUUCGCGAAUUUAGACUACCAGCGUUAUGUCUGGGAAACUCUUGCAGUGAAUGAAUUCGGCGGAAGAGAGUUCGAGUGCACGCCCACGCCUGCUGGUUGUGUCUGUCAAUAUGCGGACGCUCUGAACGCACACUGUAAGUGGAGCGGUGACACCUAUUUAGAGUCACUGCAGUAUGGUAAUGUCAAGAUAUGGGAGUGGUUUGCCGUUCUCAUCAGUAUUAUCAUCAUCUUCCGCAGUCUCGCCGCCGUCGCCUUGUUUUACCGCAGGAAGUGA